Gekko japonicus is the source of this 3136-nucleotide messenger RNA. It is a transcript of the gene CDIPT, whose product is annotated as CDP-diacylglycerol--inositol 3-phosphatidyltransferase. Gene Ontology annotation, cellular component: Golgi apparatus; membrane. The coding region runs from base 372 to 1019 and encodes 215 amino acids. The record is from RefSeq and is a predicted model, not a curated record. Gene Ontology annotation, biological process: phosphatidylinositol biosynthetic process. The transcript is spliced from 6 exons. Gene Ontology annotation, molecular function: CDP-diacylglycerol-inositol 3-phosphatidyltransferase activity. Lineage: Eukaryota; Metazoa; Chordata; Lepidosauria; Squamata; Gekkonidae.
CUUCUAAUAUAUUUUUAAAAGGAUCCCCUCCUCUCUAUUUCUUCUGGUACAGUCCAACCCGGCACAGAGCGGUGAAUCAUAAGAGCUUUUAGAGUGACAGCCUAUAAUUCCCCCUUUUCCAAAACUGAGAAGAGCAGCUGAAGGUUGUAGAGAGUGGUGCAUUGGAGAGGUGCGGGGAGCAAAGAGAGCGCGGACUCAGGGAAGGACAGGGGGUCUCCCUGGCGCACGAGGGCCUGGAAGGCAGGACUCCUGGGUCCCCUGGGAAGGGAGUGUUUGCAGGGGGCUGUUCUUGCACGGUCUAAAUCUCGCCUUGGGACUCUGGGGCCGGGCAGGGCUCGCAGGACGGCUUGGAUCGCCGCGCAGCCACCAAGAUGAAGCAAGAGAAUAUCUUCCUCUUCGUCCCCAACCUCAUCGGUUACGCCCGCAUUAUCUUCGCGUUCAUUGCUUUUUAUUUCAUGCCAACGUCCCACUUGACGGCGUCUUUCUUCUACCUGCUUAGCGGUUUCCUUGACGCCUUUGAUGGCCAUGCAGCGCGGGUCCUUAACCAAGGCACCCGCUUCGGCGCCAUGCUGGACAUGUUGACCGACCGCUGUGCCACCAUGUGUCUGUUGGUGAACCUGGCCAUGCUGUACCCUGAAUCUGCCCUCUGGUUUCAACUCAGCAUGAGCCUCGAUGUGGCCUCCCAUUGGCUCCACCUCCACAGCACGGUGGUGAAAGGCGGCGAGAGCCACAAGAGCAUUGAUUUGUCAGGGAACCGGAUCCUCCGGAUAUACUACAGCUCCCGGCCCGUCCUCUUCAUCAUGUGCGCUGGCAAUGAGCUCUUUUACUGUAUGCUGUAUUUGCUGUGCUUUGGGGAAGGACCAGAAAUCCUGCCAGGACCUGUGGGUCUCUAUCGCCUGGUACUGUGGGUUUCCACCCCCAUCGCCAUCACCAAGAGUCUCAUCAGCCUCAUCCACUUGAUCUGUGCCUCAUGCAAUAUGGCAGCUUUGGACGCAGCCGAACGUGCAAAGAGGAAAUAGUGUUUUAGAGGUGGCGGUGCAGGGGAAGGAGCGUCAUUUCCCCUCCUCAAGCUUCCACUGGAAUCAGCAGCCAAUCCUCCCCAAGCCGGGAUGGGGUUUUGCCUCAGAUCAGCUACUCCAGUUGUGCUGCAGUUCUUGAUUGCCGCAACGCCUCCCCUUCCCCCCCAAAUCCUCACACAGCCCCCGCCCUGCAAUGAUGCUUUGUGAGAUGACGGUAUGGAUCCUAUUCUUCCUGCUUCCUUCAUUUCCAGACUGCUUUAUCCUCUCUAGAACAUCAGCCGAUGGGGAGGACUUUACCUCAGUUGUGAUCUGAUGGGAGAGAAAUUUGAUCCACCAUUUUGCGAGCAGCUAAAUUAAAGGCUGUCUGGGCCUUGUGGUUUUAUUCCUUACACACCACAGGUGUGUCUUCACUGGUAGAACAAAAUUCACUUGUGAGAGUAGCCCUGUUGAUUCCUGCCCUAGUUGCAUGUUUUCCAGGGACAUGUAGAAGUAACCCUUCAAGCAGGAAUCCCUAUCUUUUGAAGAAUUCUACCAAAUAUAUCCGUACCUAGGCAGAGAAUGGAUCAGCCAUUUCCUUUUGAAUAUCCUAAUGAGAGCUUGAAAAUUAAUAUUAUACAACUUUAUAAGCUGGCCUUACUUGUGGCUUCCGCAGAAGGUCCCGUAUUUCAUGGCGCGCUAUCCUGGGAUUAUAUCUGGCAUUUUAGUUUAACCAUUGGGCAUCCACUUUCAAGGAGUGGCCUAGAUGGGGCUCUCUCACAGUAUUUUCCACACCGCAAAAAUGCUUGACAUACAGGUGCCAUGUGGAAGCAGCUCCUUGGGAUUCUGUUCCCGAUCCACAUUUCUUCCCACAAUGCUUUGCCUUCAGAAUGUCUGUUAUAUUACCUUGUCUGUCACCUUUGCCUGUGUUUGCUGCACAGCUGAGGGAUUCUCCGAGGGAGUGGAGAAGAAACCAUUUUGCGAUGGCAGUACUGAGUCUUAUUCUCACGGCUUCGCCACGCUUCCCAUGCGUUUAUGCGCGAUUUCAGGCUGACCUUGGUUGAAACCUGCUGAUUUCCUCUGCCCCUCCCCCCAUAAUCAUGUGUUUACACUUUCUAAGGCAUGCACUAGGACUUGGUUGUGAGGUAAAUGCUGGCUGUUGUUGGCAGCCAUCUUGUUUACUGUAAUUUCCCCAUCUCUAUUGGAAGUAAAGCUUUGCCUGCCCUGAAACUUCUUGGGGGCAGGGGCCAGAUGUGGCUCACCUUUCUGUCUGUCUCAUUUAUGAUCUGGGGGUCUCCAGCUGAGGAUAGGCAACUCCCGGGAGCUUUUGGGGGCAGGGCAAUGUGUUACUUGGCCCCGUAACAUCACUUCCGAUUGUAUAACUGGAAGUGACUUCACGUGUUGCCACUUCUGGUUCUGUGGCCCAGUUUUGGCCCCCCAGUUUCUCCUGGUGUGUUGGGCAGCAGUGGAGCUGUACCAGGAGACCAGGUCCCCCUACUGGGUCUACAGUAGCUCGUAGAGAUGGGGGAGGGUCACUCUAGGCCCAUAGGAUCCUUUACUCUUUUCCUGAUCAUUUAGACAGUAGGUUAAGUUGCCAUAUUGCUUCAUACGCUUAUUUCCCUUAUCUGAUCUUUCUUUUACCAGUGAUGGCUAGGUUUACAGUGACAUGGUGGCCAUCUUGGAUCUACCCAUGCCUUUUCAAUCCCCCCCCCGAAGUUAAUUCUUCAUAUUCGCCAUAAGACUACUUGUCAGAUAGUGGGAGAGAAGAAUGGACAGUGAGAGCAGGAUUGGGCAGCCAUGUUGGAAGAGGCAGGUUUGGAGGCAUUUGAGACUUGGCAGCCGUACCGGAGGGAUCAUCCUUGUAUAUUGAGCCAAAUGAGCUGUCUUUGCCACAUAGGAGUGGGGUGGGACCACACCCACACCCGUCUAGCUGGGUUAUUUGUUCGUCCUUGCUUCCUUUGAAUGUCCCACACUGUCUCCUUUGGGGGGGGGGGAGGAUCAGUGUUCACAAUAUCACUGCCACACCCUCACAGCCCCAAAUUGUAUGUAAUUUGUAUGUGUUUUAUAUAUAUAUAUAUAUAAAAACAGACGUUGUGCAAUAAGAGGCUUUCUCUCAAGAGGGAGAGUUGCUAAAAAUAAAA